This is a messenger RNA of Diplodia corticola, 1101 nucleotides long. Its product is annotated as alcohol dehydrogenase. Bases 1 to 1101 code for a protein of 366 amino acids. Gene Ontology annotation, molecular function: zinc ion binding; oxidoreductase activity. Lineage: Eukaryota; Fungi; Ascomycota; Dothideomycetes; Botryosphaeriales; Botryosphaeriaceae. The record is from RefSeq and is a predicted model, not a curated record. The transcript has 5 exons.
AUGAACGCGGUCGUCUUUAAGGGUGUGGAGAAGGGCGUUGUUGUGGAAAAGAGGCCUAUUCCUAAGGCUGAGCCGGGGAGCGUGGUCGUUAAGGUGCGGUACGCAGGGCUGUGUGGGAGUGACCUCCACACCUACCGUGGUAUCGAGCCUGCCGGCGAGAACCCUGACUUCAUCAUGGGCCACGAGCUCACCGGCGUCAUUGCUGAGGUUGGUGAGGGCGUGAAGAAUUUCCAGGUUGGAGACAGGGUUGUUUGCCCCUUUACUAUCAGCUGUGGAGAAUGCUUCUACUGCAAGCUUGACCUCUCAUCUCGUUGCGUCAAGUCGCAAUGCUUUGGCACUCCGGGUCUGCCCGGAGCUCAGGCCGAGUACGUUCGCAUCCCCCUCGCCGACUCGACUGUCUUCAACGCACCCGACGGCAUCAAGGACCAGAACCUGAUCCUCAUGGCCGACAUCUUUCCACUCCUCCUCGCCCCACCCACGCAGUACUUCGCCGCCUCCAACGCCACGGCGCGCCUCCCCGCCGGGCUCCCGCACGCCCCCACCGCCGCCGUCAUCGGCUGCGGCCCCGUCGGCCUCUGCGCGCUCGUCUCGCUCCGCCACCUCCUCGGCCCCGCCGCGCGCCUCUUCGCCGUCGACAGCAACGGCGCGCGGCUGGCCCGGGCCGCGUCCGUCGCCGGCGCCACCCCGCUCAACUUCCGCGAGAUGCCCCCGGGCGUCGCCGUCGCCGACGCCAUCAGGGCCGCCACGCCCGGCGGCCGCGGCGCCGACGCCGCGCUCGAGCUCGUCGGCGUCGAGGACGCGCUGCGCACCGCGUUCGAGGCCGUGCGCCCGUUCGGCGUCGUGAGCUCCGUCGGCGUGCACAACGGGCCCGCGGGCGUGGGCUUCACCGGCGCCGAGGGCUACGACAAGAACGUGCAGCUGGUCAUGGGGAGGUGUCCGGUGCGAUCGCUGUUCCCGCGCGCGCUGGAGGUGUUGAGGGCGAAUGAGGGGGCGGUGGAGUGUUUGACGGAGAAUGUGGUCCCGCUGAGUGGGGCGGUCGAGGCGUAUGAGAGGUUUGAGAGGGGGGAGGUGCAGAAGUUUGUGUUUAAGGCGGAUGAGUGA